Messenger RNA from Paramuricea clavata, 280 nucleotides. Lineage: Eukaryota; Metazoa; Cnidaria; Anthozoa; Malacalcyonacea; Plexauridae. The record is from the annotation of a GenBank genome assembly.
AUGGAGAAGAAUUUUGCACGAAAAGUUAGUACCAUCGAAAUCGAAGUUAAAGUUGAAAAUGGGAGAGGCUACACUAACCUAAAAGCUUACAAAGCAUGUCGCCUAAUUCCAUUAGAUAAGAAUCCUGGUGUCAGACCUUUUGGUGUUGGGGAGGUGCUGAGGAGAAUUGUUGGGAAAGUCAUACUAUCAGUCAUUAAGCCCGAGGUUAUGAGCAGUGCUAGAAAGCUACAACUCUGCGCUGGCCCAGCAGUUGGAUGUGAGGCUGCUGUACAUGCAAUCG